UACAAAUAAACGCAUCUCUUCUUUACAAAUCCUUUGCUUUCUCUCUCUAAAAAAAUUAGGGUUUCUGUGUUUCUCCCUCUUUUGUUUCUCUCUCUAAAGAAAUCUCAAAAACCCAAACACAAUGAUGCAACAGCCAGGAGCGGGAGCACCACCGCAACAAAUGGGUGGCCAACCGCCGCAACAGGCGCCGUCAAUGGCUGCGCAGCAAUACCAGCAGCCGUCACCGUACAUGAUGAUGAUGCAGCCUCCGCAGCCAACUAUGUGGGGCCACCACCAACAGCAGCCUGCCAUGGCUCCUGCGGCGGUUCCAUCUCAGCAACAGCCAACUCAGGGUCAACCGGCUACUGGUGAUGAACUCCGUACUCUUUGGAUCGGAGAUUUGCAGUACUGGAUGGAUGAGAAUUACAUUAGUAGCUGUUUUGCUCAAACCGGCGAGCUUACUUCCGUGAAAGUGAUUCGCAAUAAGCAAACGGGUCAAAUAGAAGGAUAUGGAUUUAUCGAGUUUAAUAGCCAUGGUUCUGCCGAGAGGAUAUUGCAGACUUACAAUGGUGCACGUAUGCCUAACAGUGAGCAGAAUUUUAGGAUGAAUUGGGCGUCUUUUAGUGGGGGUGAUAAGCGUGACGAUACAGCCGAUUUUACCAUUUUUGUUGGAGAUUUGGCUGCUGAUGUUUCAGAUUAUACACUACAAGAGACUUUUAGGGUGCAUUAUCCAUCAAUUAAGGGCGCUAAGGUUGUUAUUGAUAGGCUCACUGGACGUUCGAAGGGUUAUGGGUUUGUUCGAUUUGCUGAUGAAGGUGAGCAGUUACGUGCUAUGACUGAGAUGAAUGGUGCAUUUUGUUCAACUAGGCCAAUGAGAAUUGGACUAGCUACUAAUAAGAAGGUGGUCACUGACCAGCAGUAUUCUAAAGCUUCUUAUCCCAGUUCUCAAACUCCGAGUGAAAACGAGAACGACCCAAAUAACACAACUAUAUUUGUUGGUAAUUUGGACUCGAAUGUCACUGAUGACAAUUUGAGGGAUCUUUUUGGCCGUUUUGGGCCAUUAUUACAUGUGAAAAUACCUGCUGGGAAGCGAUGCGGAUUUGUUCAGUUUGCUGACAGGAAUGGUGCAGAGGAGGCAUUGCGAGGAUUAAAUGGAGUUUCGUUGAGUGGACAAAAUAUUCGGCUGUCAUGGGGACGCAGUCCUUCAAACAAACAGCCUCAGGCAGAAGCUAAUCAGUAUAAUGCUGGAUAUUAUGGAUAUACACAACAACCAGGAUAUGAGAAUUACGGCUAUGCCCCUGCUCCACAGGAUCCUAACAUGUACUAUGGAAAUUAUCCUGGGUAUGGGAAUUAUCAGCAGAACCAGCAACAGCAGCAACAACAGCAACAGCAGCAACAGCAGCAACAUCAGCAACAUCAGCAAGUGGGAUAUAGCUGAUAAGUUUUUGUCUAAGCAUGCCUUCAUUUUAUGUUACUAGUGAGACGAGAACAUGUGUUAGUUUCAUCUGUGCCUUUGAGGGUGAAAGGGAAUUCAGGCUUUUGCUGUUUUCUUGCUAAUAGUAUAUGCACUUUACAACUUAUGUUUUUGCGAGUUUCUGUUUGAUUACUAUUUUAAUGUGUUAAGUUUCUUGUUUUCAUAUAUUUAUAUUAUCCAACUUGGGUGUGAA
Mercurialis annua (annual mercury) is the source of this 1646-nucleotide messenger RNA. RefSeq names its product polyadenylate-binding protein RBP45-like. The transcript is spliced from 6 exons. Lineage: Eukaryota; Viridiplantae; Streptophyta; Magnoliopsida; Malpighiales; Euphorbiaceae. The coding region runs from base 122 to 1417 and encodes 431 amino acids. Gene Ontology annotation, molecular function: mRNA binding. Gene Ontology annotation, cellular component: cytosol. The record is from RefSeq and is a predicted model, not a curated record.